CAACCGUCCACACCCCAUCGAAACUUGAGAGUCCAAAAUUCCUAAAAACAAUUGAGAAGAUACAACUGGCCCCAACAUGCUAGAUCCAUUCUACCCACCUCCGCCUAUUCUGGUCAGGGCUAUCCAACCCAUAGCGGACCUAUUAAGCUUGUCGACCCUUCCGCUUCACAUUCAUGAAGUUGUAAUUGGAUGGAUUUGCUAUCAUCUCAUUUACACAACUAUAUCACCUAUCAUCUCAACCUGGCUCUUCCCAGCAAUCUAUCCUCACCUCUCAGCGCGAACAACAAUAAGCUGGAAUGUACACGUCACGUCCUUUAUACAAUCCUCGCUCAUAACGAUAUUCGCCCUGUUCGUAAUAUGGAGUGACGAGGAGAGAAGUGAGAUGGAUUGGGCAGGGAGGAUAUGGGGAUAUACUGGAGCUGGAGGAGUAGUUCAAGGGUUUGCCGCAGGGUAUUUCUUGUGGGAUUUAGUAGCCAGCACAAUGCACCUCAACGUGCUUGGUUGGGGCUCUUUAGCACAUGCCGUCAGUGCAUUGCUUGUUACUAGCCUAGGAUUUCGUCCAUUCGCAAACUAUUAUGGCCUCAACUUCAUCCUCUACGAGAUCUCUACCCCGUUCUUGAAUAUCCACUGGUUUUUCGAUAAGCUCAACUUGACCGGGUCUCGUGUGCAACUAUACAAUGGCAUAGCCCUUCUCACAACCUUCUUUGUAUGUCGAGUUCUAUGGGGGAAUUACCAAUCUAUCUGCAUCUAUUCGGAUGUGUGGACUGCCUUACACACACCAGGGUUCUAUCCUCAGAUUGUGAAGGACAAUUCUAUAUUUGCCUACCGAAAUAUUCCAGGUUCGAGAUCGAACUCUGAGUAUGGUUUUGGCAAAAUGGGCCUACCAAUGUGGCUCGUGUAUGCGUAUCUGGGAAGCAAUACGAUAUUGAACUUUUUGAACAUAUACUGGUUUGCGAAGAUGAUUCAAGCUCUCAGGAAGCGAUUUCAGCAUUCAAAUUUAAGCAUUAAGAAGGAGAGGAAUUCUGAGGUAGACAUCGGGCAACAUGUAGAUUAAUUGAGAGAAAACUGUGGGUGGGUGAUAAAGGAAGGCUUCAGGAGACGUUUGAAGAAGAGACUUUGCUCGUUGCAAUGAAUCCGAUCUCAAUACCGAUUCGGUGUUCAAGUUUGCGUGCUCGAUUGAUCAUAUUCAAAAUAUAAAUUUACUG
This is a messenger RNA of Hyaloscypha bicolor E, 1205 nucleotides long. Its product is annotated as DUF887-domain-containing protein. Gene Ontology annotation, cellular component: membrane; endoplasmic reticulum. Bases 77 to 1054 code for a protein of 325 amino acids. The transcript has 2 exons. Lineage: Eukaryota; Fungi; Ascomycota; Leotiomycetes; Helotiales; Hyaloscyphaceae. The record is from RefSeq and is a predicted model, not a curated record. Gene Ontology annotation, biological process: lipid homeostasis.